Eimeria necatrix is the source of this 588-nucleotide messenger RNA. RefSeq lists its product as hypothetical. Bases 1 to 588 code for a protein of 195 amino acids. The record is from RefSeq and is a predicted model, not a curated record. Lineage: Eukaryota; Apicomplexa; Conoidasida; Eucoccidiorida; Eimeriidae. The transcript has a single exon.
AUGAGUCUGAGUGCAGCAGCAGCAGCAGCAGCAGCAGCAGCAGCAGCAGAUGCAGCAGCAGCAGAUGCAGAAGCAGGGGCUGCUGCGCCGGAAAUCGCAGCAGCAAGGGGAAGCGGGCUGCAGCAGCAGCAACAGCAGCAGCAACAGAAGCAGCAACAGCAGCAGCAACAGAGACGCAGAAGCAGCAGCAGCAGACACACAGAAGCAGCAGCAGCAGACACGCAGAAGCAGCAGCAACAGAGAAGCAGAAGCAGCAGCAACAGCAGCAGCAACAGCAGCAGCAACAGCAGCAGCAACAGCAGCAGCACAUCCACUGGCAGCAGCAGCCCAUCCAGCAGCAGCAGCAGCACAUCUGACAGCAGCGCCGUCAGCAGCAGCAGCACAGCCACCAUCUGCAGCAACACAGCCACCAGCAGCAGCACCACAAGCAGCAGCAGCAGCAGCAGCAGCAGCAGCAGCAGCAGCAGCAGCAGCAGCAAACUUACUAGCAGCAUGCAGAAGGCCCCGCAAGGGUCUUUGGUGAACCAGAUCUUUGUCUCCUCCAUUGUGGUGUACGUACACCUCAGAGAGAAGCUACAGGCGCUCUAA